UAUGACUAGUAAAACUCCGAUCUUUUAUUCCAAAAGGUUUACGACCUGGACAAGAUCAUCUUCACAGGCCCUCACAGUUCACCACCGGAAUCAGAACUCAGAAUGAAGAACAAAAAUACACCCUGAUCUUAAAUCAAUACUCAUAUAUUUCAUUCAUACUUCACAUAUAAUUUCAAGUUCUAUGAUGCUGAGAAGAAAAGCUGUGCUUUUGUGGGUGUUGAGGUUGAGCUGUUUGCUGGUGCUGAAAGUAGCUGCGAGGGUGCCACAAGAAGAAGUGGAUGCUCUCCAACAAAUUAUCACCACAAUGGGUGCAACAUAUUGGAGGUUCAAUGCCGAAUCUUGCAAAGUUGAAAUGGUCGGUAUGACGCCACAAGCACCAACUGGAUCCGAGAGUGAUGUUGUUUGCGAUCGUAACUUGAACAACACUGUCGGCCACGUCAUAAAGAUUGUCCUCAAGCGUUAUAGUCUUCCUGGUAUGCUUCCCCCUGAACUGGUGAAGCUUACUCACCUCCAAGAAAUUGAUUUUGCUUACAAUUACCUCAGUGGUACAAUACCACUCGAAUGGGCUUCAACACAGUUAACUUUAAUCUCUGUCCUUGCAAAUCGCUUAUCAGGGGAAAUCCCAAAGGAAUUGGGAAAUAUUACUAGUCUCACAUACCUGGACCUUGAAGCCAACCAAUUUUCAGGUACUGUUCCGCCGGAGCUUGGGAAGUUGAUUAACUUAAAAACUCUUAUGUUGUCCUCCAAUCGGUUGACAGGAAAGUUGCCGACAACGUUUGCUGAACUAAGAAAUUUAUCAAAUUUUAGGAUAAAUGAUAACAACUUCAGCGGACCGAUACCUGAUUUUAUACAGAAUUGGAACCAACUUACAAGAUUAGAAAUGCAUGCAAGUGGACUUGAGGGGCCCAUUCCAUCUAGCAUAUCUCUUCUGGAUAACUUGACUGAAUUGAGGAUUAGUGACAUAAAUGGGCCAGUUCAGGGUUUUCCUAUGCUGAGGGGCAUUACAGGCAUAGUAAGAUUGGUACUCAGAAACUGCAACAUUUCUGGAGAAAUUCCUGAAUAUGUUUGGGGGCUAAGGAAUAUGGAAAUGUUAGAUGUCAGUUUUAACAGGUUGGUGGGGGGAAUUCCAAAUGACAUUGGUGCAAGGAAUCUGAAAUUUGUAUUUUUAAUUGGCAACAUGCUAAGUGGAGAUGUACCAACUUCAAUUCUGAAGGAUGGAAUUAGUCUUGAUCUUUCCUACAAUAAUUUCACAUGGCAAGGCCCAGAGCAACCCGCUUGUCGGCCAAACAUGAACCUAUACAUAAACUUGUUUAGAAGCUCGUCAACAAAUAACACCCUAAGGGAUAUCCUUCCAUGUAUGAAGGACAUCAACUGCCCAAGAUAUGGGUGUUCUUUACAUGUCAAUUGUGGCGGCAACAGUUUGACGGAAGGGAAAUUUGUGUAUGAAGGAGAUGCAGCAGUUGAAGGUGGUGAUGCAAAAUACUAUACUAGUAGUGAUGAUUGGGGAUUUAGUAGCGGUGGGGACUUCAUGGACGAUGAUAAUUACCAGAACACGCGUUUUGUUGCAACCGCACCCUCAACACACAUCUCUGAAUUGUAUAGGACAGCACGUGUUUCUCCUCUUUCGCUUACUUAUGUCCGUUAUUGCAUGGAGAAUGGAGAUUACACCAUAAUUCUGCACUUUGCAGAAAUACUUUUCACAAAUGACAGUACAUAUAACAGUCUUGGGAGGCGGAUAUUUGAUAUUUAUAUUCAGGAAAAAUUAGUUUGGAAGGAUUUCAAUAUAGAAGAUGAGGCUGGGGGGGUUCAAAUGCCUGUAGAAAGGCCAUUCAAUGCCAGUGUGACAAAGAAUUUCUUAGAGAUCCGAUUCUAUUGGGCUGGUAAAGGGACUACACGCAUUCCUAACAGAGGAGUUUAUGGUCCACUUAUAUCAGCUAUUUCGGUUAAUCCGACUUUCAAAUCUUGCUCAAAUGGUGGAAAGAAGAAGGGCCUAUUAUCUGAUGGUACUGUAAUCGCAGUGAAGCAACUCUCCUCUAAAUCAAGGCAAGGAAAUCGUGAAUUUUUGAAUGAGAUAGGCAUGAUUUCUUGUGUGCAGCAUCCAAAUCUUGUUAAGCUUCAUGGAUGUUGUAUCGAAGGGGAUCAAUUGUUGCUUGUAUAUGAGUACAUGGAAAACAAUAGCCUUGCCAGUGCUUUGUUUGGUGAGUUAUAUAAUUUUGCUACCCCAUUCAUUCCACGCUUUUACCAUCCGCUACAAAUGGCUUCAUCAAUUAAUGUUAUGGUGUUGGAUAAUGUUCAGGUUCAGAAGACAGUCAAUUGGUACUGGAUUGGCCAACAAGGUUUAAAAUCUGUAUUGGAAUUGCUAGAGGUUUAG
Molecule: messenger RNA, 2371 nt
Organism: Ilex paraguariensis (yerba mate)
Lineage: Eukaryota; Viridiplantae; Streptophyta; Magnoliopsida; Aquifoliales; Aquifoliaceae
Source: the annotation of a GenBank genome assembly